AAAUAGUCUCACACUAAAAAGUCUUACCUACUGUCAAAUAGAAUAAUAUGCCGUCCACGAGCUCAUGUGUUGAAUUCUGCUUCGUUCAAUAUCACUUGUAUAAAAAAAAAUUACUUGCGUUACGGAUUUGUUCAAUAUCGCCUCUAAUCUCAACAUACACUUGGACUAAACAAUCAUAUAUUGAGUAUAAAGAGCAGAUCAGGUAGCAAUAUUUUACAAUCCAAAGCAACACUAAGUGAAGAAAAAUGGAUUCCCCAAAUGUUGAACGAAUUUCAGAGUGCUUUGUCCAGCCACACCAUGCUUCUGAAGAGUCAGAUAAGCCCUUCUACUUGACACCAGGUGAUCUUGCCAUGCUCUCUGUACACCAUAUCCAAAAAGGACUUCUGUUUUACAAGCCUCCAGAAGCUAAACGGGAUCCGAAAAACUUCACCGAUUCUCUGUUGGAAAGGCUCAAGCAGUCUCUUUCCGUUGCGCUUGGUCAUUUCUACCCGCUUACAGGUCGCUUGGUUACCAAGAAAUCUGAGGACCCGGCUUUGUAUUUGGUGUACGUGGAUUUCAACAACAGCCCUGGGGCCAAAUUCAUAUAUGCAACUCUGGACAUGUCAAUCCCUGACAUUCUUUCACCGACUGAUGUCCCGUUGGUGGUCCAAUCGUUCUUCGAUCAUGACAGGGUAUUAGACCAUGACGGGCACACCAUGUCUUUGCUGACGAUUCAGGUCACGGAACUUGUGGAUGGAAUCGUCAUAGGGCCUUCCUUGAAUCACUGCCUUGGUGAUGGAACCUCGUUCUGGCAUUUCUUCAACAUUUGCGUGGAUGCAAAUUUCCGCCUUCUCCUUCUUGAACAAAAUUGCACCUACAAAACAAUUAACACUUUAGGUGAAUCCCGUUUGGUUGCGAAUAAUAGAGCAAGAAUAAACCCACCGUUGUCUGGAGAAUAUUGUGGGAACUCAAUUUACCCCGUUAUAUCAGAAACUGUUGCAGCAGGUGAGUUGCUUGAACAUGGGUUUGGAUGGGCGGCAUGGAAGUUGCACGAGGCGGUGGUUAACCACAAUGACAAGGUGAUACGAGAGCUUCUUGAUGCGUGGCUGAAGUCUCCUGCUGUGUACCAAGUGAGCUAUUUUGAUCCAUUCAGUAUUAUGAUGGGGGGUUCACCAAGAUUCAACAUGUAUGGAAAUGAAUUUGGAAUGGGAAAAGGGAUAGCACUUUGAAGCGGAUACUCAACCAAGUUUAGUGGCAAAGUGUCAUCGUAUGAAGGACGCGAAAAAGGAAGCAUAGACUUGGAGGUGUGUCUUCCACCUGAAGCAAUGAGUGCUCUUGAAUGUGACAAGGAGUUCAUGGAAACUGCCUCCGUAUCGCAGUAUUAGUUAUAUGGCUUGUUCAUCUGCAAAAUUUGUGUGCUGCAAAUUAAGGAUCACGCCAUUUCAACAAUUUUAAUGUAGAGUUACACAAUAGCAUCAAUAUGCUUAU
Molecule: messenger RNA, 1467 nt
Organism: Pyrus x bretschneideri (Chinese white pear)
Lineage: Eukaryota; Viridiplantae; Streptophyta; Magnoliopsida; Rosales; Rosaceae
Exons: 3
Coding region: 246-1208 (320 amino acids)
Source: RefSeq, a predicted model, not a curated record